Molecule: messenger RNA, 759 nt
Organism: Nicotiana attenuata
Lineage: Eukaryota; Viridiplantae; Streptophyta; Magnoliopsida; Solanales; Solanaceae
Exons: 2
Coding region: 1-759 (252 amino acids)
Source: RefSeq, a predicted model, not a curated record
AUGAGGUCACACAAAGGCAUACUACUAAAUCAAAGAAAGUAUGCAUUAGAGCUUAUAUCAGAAUUGGGACUCGGUGGUGCAAAGCCUGCAAGUUCACCCCUUGAGCAAAAUCAAAAGCUUACUACUGUUGACUAUGAUAAUCAUGUAGGACUCAAAGGAGAUGAGGAGCUAACAAAUAUUGGAGGCUAUCAGAAAUGGAUUGGAAAGUUGAUUUAUUUGACCAUAACCAGACCUGAUAUUUGCUUUGCAGUACAUGUUCUAAGUCAAUUUAUGCAACAUCCAAAGCAAUCACAUUUAGAGGCAGCUAUGAGAGUGGUGAAAUAUAUAAAAGGGGCACCAGGAAAAGGAAUUCUAUUGAAGAAGGGAUCAUUAGAAGAGAUUUCAGCCUAUUGUGAUUCUGUCUUGGCAGCCUGCCCAAACACCAGAAGAUCAAUGACAGGCUAUGUCAUUAAACUUGGUGAAUCACUGAUUUCCUGGAAGUCCAAAAAGCAACAGACAGUAAGUAGAAGUUCUGCACAAGGUGAGUAUAGAAGCAUGGCAGUUGUUAGUGAAGAAUUGAUGCCAGUAAAGGUUUUUUGUGAUAGCAAACCAGCUUUACAAAUAGCUGCAAAUCCAAUCUAUCAUGAACGGACAAAACAUAUAGAGAUUGAUUGCCACUUUGUGAGAGAAAAGAUCAAAAGUGGACUGAUCUCCACUCACUAUAUUUCUACAAGAGAACGGGUAGCAGACAUGAUGACCAAGGGCCUUGGAGUUGCUUAG